CGCCAAUAUCCACUCCCUCUGCAUUACUUUUGCUUCAAAGUUUCUCUACAAAUUCUCCAGAAUCAAAUACUCCUUUAAUUUCCAAUCUAAGAAAUGGCUCGCACAAAGCAAACUGCUAGGAAGUCCACCGGAGGCAAGGCGCCACGUAAGCAGCUAGCCACCAAGGCGGCUCGCAAAUCAGCUCCGGCAACCGGUGGAGUUAAGAAACCUCACCGUUUCAGGCCAGGAACUGUAGCCUUGAGAGAGAUCAGAAAGUAUCAGAAGAGUACAGAACUCCUCAUCCGCAAGCUUCCAUUCCAGAGGCUCGUGAGAGAAAUUGCUCAAGAUUUCAAGACUGAUUUAAGGUUCCAAAGCAGCGCUGUGGCCGCUCUUCAGGAAGCUGCUGAGGCUUAUCUCGUGGGUCUCUUUGAGGACACUAAUCUCUGUGCAAUUCACGCCAAGAGAGUUACCAUCAUGCCAAAAGAUAUCCAACUUGCUAGGAGGAUUAGAGGCGAGAGGGCUUAGAAUAACUGAUUUCUGUUGCUUGGAUGAAGUAUUAUGUACUAGUUUUUGGAUAAUUAAUUGUGUUUUGUGUAAAACUGAGUAUGGUUUUAGGUUAAUCUUUCUCUGGAUCUAUGUCUCUUUAGAUCUUUAUCUAUCGCUUCAUAAUUAUUGUGUAAAUCUAUGCUCUGUAAUGCUGAAUCUUAAAUUUGUUCACUUUCAAUCAAAUGGAAAUCGAUUCUGUUA
Molecule: messenger RNA, 726 nt
Organism: Mangifera indica (mango)
Lineage: Eukaryota; Viridiplantae; Streptophyta; Magnoliopsida; Sapindales; Anacardiaceae
Product: histone H3.2
Exons: 1
Coding region: 94-504 (136 amino acids)
Cellular component (GO): nucleosome
Molecular function (GO): structural constituent of chromatin; DNA binding; protein heterodimerization activity
Source: RefSeq, a predicted model, not a curated record